Molecule: messenger RNA, 2639 nt
Organism: Coturnix japonica (Japanese quail)
Lineage: Eukaryota; Metazoa; Chordata; Aves; Galliformes; Phasianidae
Gene: TUSC2
Product: tumor suppressor 2, mitochondrial calcium regulator
Biological process (GO): regulation of mitochondrial membrane potential; inflammatory response
Cellular component (GO): mitochondrion
Source: RefSeq, a predicted model, not a curated record
GCACCGGAAGUGUCGCAUCACCCGGCGGCGGUUGCGGCCCGGUCGGUGCGGGCGGCUGCGCGCUGUGCCGGUAUCACCGGUACCGCCGGUACCGCCGGGCCGCCCCGCAUCCACCCGCUCCGUCCCCGCCCCGCCGCCAUGGGCACCAGCGGCUCCAAGUCCCGGGGGCUGUGGCCGUUCGCCUCCUCGGCGGGUGGCGGCGGAGCGGAGGGUCCCGGCGGGCAGCAGGCCUUGGCCAGGGCGCGGGGCGGGCGAGCGGCGACACCGUUUGUGUUCACACGGCGCGGCUCCAUGUAUUACGACGAGGACGGGGAUCUCGCCCACGAGUUCUACGAGGAGACGAUCGUCACCAAGAACGGGAGGAAGCGCGCCAAGCUGAAGAGGAUCCACAAGAACCUGAUACCUCAGGGCAUAGUUAAGCUGGAGCACCCUCGCAUUCAUGUGGAUUUCCCCGUGAUCAUCUGCGAGGUGUGACUGCUGCUGCCCGUGGGCGAGACGGACCCGAGUGUUGCCACGCGAGGCUGCCCUGUGUUCCCAGCAAAGGAGGACACUGAGACGUGGACCGUGGCUCUCCCUCGCCCAGAGGCCAGGCAGGACGGAGCAGGCUUGGCUGGGCUGUACUUGGCUGCUGCUCCUCAGAGGAGAUGGGUGCCCUCGUGCAACAACUGCAUAAAAACAUCCUCGCUUGAGUCAAAAGACUUAAAAUACCUUUUGUAGCCUCUAGCCGACAUUUGGAUGGGUAACUGGAACUGCACACGAGCUGCUGUGAGCUGCUGAAGGGAGAGGGAGCCUACACUUCUUGCCAGACGAAAUCCCCUGCUUCUCAGGUAUGCGGCCCAGGGAGAGCCAGGGCAAGGAGACUCUGCCCGGCAGGUACGUGGCUGGUGUUGCAGCAGCGUGUGGUCUGGCAUGGGCACCGUGCAGUGCUCCACAGCAGGUCUGUCCACAGAAGAUAACCGGAAGCUGGUGUGGAAAUGCAUCCGGCUGAGUGCUGUGCUCCUCUUGGGAUGGGGACAGAGGUAGGAUGCCGUUAUCCUGCUGCCUGUCUCUUCCUCGUGUGUGUUCCCUGCUUAACACUGGUUCUGGGGAGCUCAGCCCUGCCGCUGCCUGCACCGCAGACCCUGAGAUCUCUGCAGUGCAGAGCUGUCUGGGUUCCCCAGCAGCAUCUGCCUGCCCCGUCUGCCCACUUGUGCUGUGGGAGCGAUCUGGCUCCUGCAGAGCACGGUACCUCCCAGUGGGAACAGCCUCGGCAGGGCCAGGCAGGAAGGAAAUCAUCACUUCCCUCCCCGUUCCUCUCAAACAAUCGCUCGGUAGCCUGCCCUGGCUUGGAAAUCUCCCUGGCGAUGUGAACUACGGUUCCUCCCUCGCCCCGUGCCCCAGCUGGCGGCAGGAGGAGAAAUGUGAUGCACUUUAAAGGGAGGCUUUCUGCCCGUCUGGGAAAGCCCUGCUCUCUUCUCCCCUCCCACUUGAGCAGAUUGGCCUCGGCCAUGCCGCAAAAUUCUUCACCUCUGCAUAUGGGCGCUGGGUGCCGAGCUGGCUGCUGCUGGGUUGUGAGCAGCACAAUCCGAGCACUGGUGGCCCCUGCUCAGCCUCUCUGUGCAUACGGAAGGGGUUGGAGGACAACCCGUGUGUCGUCCCCGGGGCAGCGGGUGCAGAUUUUGCCCAGCUUGCAGCCUGCUCCCACAGCAGCCAGCUUUGCAUCCCCUCCUUUUUUGUCCCGGAACUUAUUUACUUUCUAAGCACUUCAGACGUUCGCUACCUCGAUUUUUGAUUUAAGCUGCCAGCUCUUGGCUGCCGGCCCUAUCGGCGUCUGCGUGGGACGUAUCCAGCCCUUUGCCCACCGAGAGCCGCAUUCCUGGCUUCUGGGAGAUAACGGCAGCGUGGCUGUUGCCGUCUUCCUGUCACCGCCUCUUCCCUCCGUGUCCCCCACCCGCUGUUCCCAUUGACAGGGGCCAGCGCGGAGGGCGAAGCGGAUGGGCCGGGCUCCAGCGGGGAGCUGGGCUACACUGUGAUGCUGGGCAUUUCUCUCGACAUCUUUUGUUCUCCCGCUUGCUUGGAAGAGUCUGUCUUCAAACAAUCCCCCACUGAAGUGUUUCUUAUUCACGCCACCUGCUCAGAGCGCGGCCUCAUGAGAACGGCGUCUCCGGGGCCGCUUUUGUUCUCUCCCGGAGGCCGCCCUGCCCCUUCCACCCUUCCCCCAGGGCACCGCACACGCUUCCCCCCAGCCCAUGUAUUUUUUCCAGCCCUUUUCCCUGGGAGGCAGCAGCACCGAGCUCCUCACCGAGCUGCUCCUCACAGCCUGGCCCCAUGGUGCUGUGUGGGGCAGGCAGGUCCUGGGGGUCUGGGGGGAGCUGGAGAAACGUGAUGAACGUGUAAAUAGUGUCUGUGUGCGCUGUGGCGUCGGAGCAAGUGAAACGAGGACGUUUCCUUCCUAUUUCUUUUUUCUUUUCCUUUUUUCACGACUUUGUGCAGUUGUGCUUUCCCGUGUGGAUGUGUAGCCGGAUCGUAAUCACAGCACUAGUUGUGCCGGUGGGAAGCGCGGGGUUGGGAGACAAACACUAUUUAUGGCCCUUCCUUUGCCUCCCCGCGCAUCUGUCCACUUUUGGUAAACUUCAAUAAACUUCUUUGUAGAUCCUGCA